Ceratitis capitata (Mediterranean fruit fly) is the source of this 808-nucleotide messenger RNA. Its product is annotated as glutathione S-transferase 1. NCBI's taxonomy places the organism in Eukaryota, Metazoa, Arthropoda, Insecta, Diptera, Tephritidae. Gene Ontology annotation, molecular function: glutathione transferase activity. The transcript has a single exon. Gene Ontology annotation, biological process: glutathione metabolic process. The coding region runs from base 114 to 779 and encodes 221 amino acids. The record is from RefSeq and is a predicted model, not a curated record.
UUGACAUAAGUCAGCUCACGGGAGCAAAAAUCAAUUAGUCGUUAGUUCAAGGUUAACGCGGGCAUUUCGGCCAACACUACAGUAUUUCAAAAAUUUAAAAAAAAAGAAAAAAAAUGGGAAAACUUAUUUUAUAUGCCAUAGGCGGGAGUGCACCCUGUCGCGCUGUUUUGCUCACAUUGAAAGCGCUAAAUGUGCCUUUCGAAUAUAAAAUUAUAAAUUUAUUAGUUGGUGAAAAUCGUAAGCCGGAAUAUCUUGCUAUCAAUCCACAUGGCACAGUGCCAACACUCACUGACGAUGAUGAUGUGCUCACGGAUUCACAUGCGAUUAUCACAUAUUUGGUUGAUAAAUAUGGCGUUGACGACUCACUCUAUCCCAAGGAUCUAAUUCAACGUGCCAAAGUUAAUCAAAUUUUAUUCUACGAGGCUACUAUGGUCUUUGAUCGCACCUUUCUACCAAUCAGCAAAGCUGUCUUCAAUAAUCACAAUGUCAUUCCAGUUGCCAAAAUUGAUGCCGUCUAUAGCGUUUACGAACGUUUAGAGAGUUUUCUGCAGGAACAUCCUUUUGUUGCUGGUGAAAAUUUAACAGUUGCAGAUUUUUCACUUAUCGUAACGAUAAGCUCACUCUUCACCUAUGCUGAACUAGUGGAGAGUAAAUAUCCGAAAAUUGCUGAUUGGGUUAGACGUUUGGAGCAGUUGCCCUACUAUGCUGAGGGCAAUGAUGUUGGCUUAAAACAGUAUCAAGCUAUUGUGAAAUCGAUUGGUUUCAAAGUUUUACGUUAAUUAAAAGAAUUUGUUGUAUUUUCAAACAA